Messenger RNA from Gossypium raimondii (Peruvian cotton), 933 nucleotides. RefSeq lists its product as uncharacterized. The record is from RefSeq and is a predicted model, not a curated record. NCBI's taxonomy places the organism in Eukaryota, Viridiplantae, Streptophyta, Magnoliopsida, Malvales, Malvaceae. The transcript is spliced from 5 exons. The coding region runs from base 252 to 788 and encodes 178 amino acids. Gene Ontology annotation, cellular component: intracellular membrane-bounded organelle.
GGAUCACGUGGUGGAAUUUUCACAAUCACAAGUCUCUCAUAACACCUAGCAAAGAAGAAAACGGUGGCUUGGCUUGUUCUUUUCUUCUACAUAUUUUCCAGUUUUAUUUCUCAUCUCAAAUUAAUAUUAUUUAAAGAUUUUCCAAAAAAACAUAAAAGUUUAUCUGUCUCAAAUCUAGGUCUAGGAGAGGAGAAGCAAAUUUCCCCAAAAACCCAAUUAAAGAAUCCCAGGUUAUUAUUAUUAUUACCAUUAUGGCAUUGACGCUCUGGUUCAACAAAAAGAUCGCGGAUCCCCUUAUCCAGAUCCUCCGCAAGGGAGCAGAACCCAAGCAGUUGGCCUUCUCUUCAGCCUUGGGAAUUACUUUGGGAAUUUUCCCUAUAUGCGGGGUUACGGUGUUGCUUUGUGGGAUGGCAAUAGCGUUGCUUGGAUCUCACUGCCAUCCUCCAACUGUAAUGCUUGUUAAUUUCUUGGCUACUCCGAUCGAGUUGAGCUUGGUGGUGCCCUUCCUUCGCUUUGGGGAAGCGUUAUCUGGUGGACCUCAUUUUCCCUUAACUUCUGAUGCCUUGAAGAAAGUUUUGACUGGCCAAGCUUCGAGUGAACUCCUCUUUAGUAUUGCCCAUGCUUUGUUGGGAUGGCUUGUUGCGGCACCCUUUGUUUUGGUCACACUCUACAUUCUAUUUUUGCCAAUUUUCAAGGUUGUCGUCCCCAAGUUUAGGAGUGUUCCUUUGAGCCCAAGGAAACAUCUUCUUUCACCUUCAGAAGUUGGGCUUAAGGUGAGGCAGGUUUGAUCGUUGUAAUCUUGUAUAUUUCUUUCAUGGAAUGCUUUGACUGGAAACUGCAAUUAUACAUGUUUCUCACCUACUGGCAUUUGUUGUAUAUAAGUCAUAUCUGGACGCUUAAUUCAUCAAUACAGAAUGUGGUUUAUGAGCCUUA